GCCAACCGCCAAUAAACACCAAAGAAGAAGAAGAAGAAGAAGUUCUCGCGAGACUUCCCCUCCCUGUGUUGUGUUGUUUUCUCUGCACGUAAUAAUCGUGACAUUGGUGUAGCACCGGCUCUAACCGGAGAUCUUCCUCUCUCUUACCGGAGAUCUUCCUCUCUCUUACCGGAUAUCUUCCUCUCUCUUACCGGAGAUCUUCCUCUCUGACCGGCCUCCGGACCGCCGCGGAGACUUGAUGACAUCCAAGCCGAGAGUCCAGAGCAAAGUUUCCCGGAUGGCAGGGCUGCAGCAGGCGCAGGAUCAGCUGCAGGAAGCCAUCGGGGGGGUGAGGAGAGCUGAGCAGCAGCUGAGAGAGAGCAGCCAACAGGUGCGCGGCCAGGUGCAGAGCUCUGUCUCUCGGCAGCAGGAGGCUCUGCGCUGCAGGGAGGUCUGGCUGCUGGGACAGGUGCACCUGCUGGAGACCCUUCAGAACGAGAGCCUGCAGACUCACCUGCUGCACCUGCACCGGCUCCAGGGUCAGUUUGAUGUCCUCCAGCAUCAGAUGCAGAACUCCACCUGCAGCAAAGAUCUGAAGCAGCAGCUCAGCCUCUGCAUGGAGAGCUUGUCCUCUCUCAGUCUGACACCAGAGGAGAGUCUCUGCUUCACCGCUGACACACACUCUCUGAGGAGCGCCAUCACCUCCUUCGGCUGUGUGUUUGCUCAGGUGGGGGAGGGCGUGGCCUCUCAGAGCUGUCCAAUCACUGCCAAGAAGCAGAAGGUGGAGAGAGAAAGCAGCGCUCCCAUUGGCUGUCUGCCUCAGGAUUGGCUGAUGUCUGAGACCCAGACUUCCUGUCCCGCCCCCCCUGACUUCCUGCUUGGUUUGGAGGCGUGGCUUCUGCAGAGGCAGCGCUCUGACAGCAGCUGCUCCUCCUUCUGCAUCGAGGACGUGGACCAAUCAGAGCUCAGCAGGGAGGAGGAGGAGGAGGAGCUUAGCAGCUGGCUCAUUACCCCCCCUGCCCCCCCCCUGAAGAACCCGUCCGAGGGUGAGCGAUGGCUCUCCGUGUUGAAGCCGUUCCAGGAUGGCUGGGUGGCCUCUGAUUGGCUGCUGGAGUCUAGCCCCGCCCCCUCUGACUGCACUUCCUGCUGCCAGACCUCCAGCCCCCCCCUCGAGAUCGAGAACCUGGGGAGGCUCCGGUGCCUGAAGACCCCCCCUAAUGUGGCUCCUCCCCCUAGUGUGGCCCCUCCCCCCAAUGUGGCCCCUCCCCCCUCCCUGGAGGCGUGGCUUCAGCAGGCCCCUCCCCCCUCCCAGUCCUCCUGCAGAGCUAAUGAAGUCUGCGCCUCCUUCUCCUCCUGCGUCUGUGAGGAGAACUGUGGGGGAGCGGCUCUCAGCCAAUGGCUGCUGAGGAAGGAGGGGCGGGACAAGAACGGCAAGAAGGCCCCGCCCACUAACCAGGAGACCACGCCCACUAACCAGGAGGCCUCACCCAGUGAGAAAGAGACAACACCCAGUGAAAAGGAGGCUCUGCCCAUUGAGAAGGAGGCUCCGCCCACUGAGAAGGAGGCUCCGCCCACUGAGAAGGAGGCUCCGCCCACUCAGAAGAAGGCCCCGCCCCCCCUGCACCACCAGCAGCAGGAGCAGAAGGUGCAGGCCAUCCUUCAGGCCUGGCUGCACCCCCCCUCCUCCUCCUCCUCCCCGCCCUCCUCUUCCUCCCCCUUCCUCCUCCCUCUGGACCCUCAGCAGUGGGUUCAGAGCCGCUCCCCCCCCCCCCAGGAGGAAGAGGAGGACAAGUGGCUGCUGAGGAAGAGGAGCCAGGCUCAGGUGAGACACUGGAUCAUAUACUUUUAUUCUGAAAAUAUAUUCUAUUAAUGCAUUUUUAGAAUAUAUUUGUAU
This is a messenger RNA of Trematomus bernacchii (emerald rockcod), 1873 nucleotides long. It is a transcript of the gene ncoa4, whose product is annotated as nuclear receptor coactivator 4. The record is from RefSeq and is a predicted model, not a curated record. Lineage: Eukaryota; Metazoa; Chordata; Actinopteri; Perciformes; Nototheniidae. Gene Ontology annotation, molecular function: transcription coactivator activity. Gene Ontology annotation, biological process: intracellular iron ion homeostasis; response to hormone.